Adineta steineri is the source of this 810-nucleotide messenger RNA. The record is from the annotation of a GenBank genome assembly. Lineage: Eukaryota; Metazoa; Rotifera; Eurotatoria; Adinetida; Adinetidae.
AUGCAAAAAUCAAAAAAAUCCUCAAGUGAUUUAUCAUCAAUUUCUUCACUACUCUCUUCAAAUGAACAGAAAAUUCCAAUUAGUGUUCAGAAAAGUCCAUCAAAAACGUCUACUACAUCUGACUAUGAAUAUAAGGGUCGAUUAGUAACAUAUGAACGACCAGUUCGUCAAAAAUCAAAAUUAAGCUCAUCAAAUUCAAAUAGCUCAUUUGUUUUUCCAUCGCGUAUUAAUAAACAUUCUCGAUUAAUGCAUUCCAAGACUUCAGACACUUUUGAUGAUGAAGAAACUGAAGAUACCACCGAUCUCACUCGACCAGUAGGAAGAGUUCAAAUAAGUGAUCGACAUGUUCGCGAAAUUUAUCGAGUACCAACUCCACCACCUGAAUUUAAACAAGUUUUCUAUCGUGCUCGUUCACCUGAACCAAAAAUAAUCGAACGAAUAUAUGUUAAACGUCCAGCACCUACAAUUAUUGAAAAAGUUAUUCAAGUUCCACCAGAAACAGUUCAGAUAAUUAAUAAAGAAAAACAAUUACCUCAAUUAAAACCAACUUUUCGUACAAGAUAUGUUUAUUUAAAACCUGAGGAUGAAUAUCAAGUUGAAGAACGAGUAGAAGUAAAACAAGAACCACAACAAGAAGUAACGGUUACAACCACUGAACAACAAGUUCCAGCUACAUAUGUUUAUUCACAAACAACUGGUUGUUGUCCAUCAUUUAUCGCCAUUAACUCACAGCCAUGUUUGAACCCUCAACCAGGUUGUUAUGCAUAUAGACAACCGUAUACAUUCUUUCGUGGAUAUUCUCAAUUCUAA